This is a messenger RNA of Salvelinus fontinalis (brook trout), 2056 nucleotides long. RefSeq lists its product as uncharacterized. Bases 972 to 2015 code for a protein of 347 amino acids. Lineage: Eukaryota; Metazoa; Chordata; Actinopteri; Salmoniformes; Salmonidae. The record is from RefSeq and is a predicted model, not a curated record. The transcript is spliced from 2 exons.
GUACAGCCGUUGCUUCUACACCUGCAUUGCUUGCUGUUUGGGGGUUUUAGGCUGGGUUUCUGUACAGCACUUGGAGACAUCAGCUGAUGUAAAAACAGUUUUGUAAAUACAUUUGAUUUGAUUGCUGGUAGGUGUACAGCCAUUGGUUGAUUCUUCCACAGACAGACACAGAUGGUUUCUGAAACGGUAGUAAACCUAAGGUCAGGUACUGCUGCUGGUGUCUGUGGUCAGAUUUAUAUAUAUAUAUAUAUCUCUCAAGUCCAGUUCACCAGUUAGAGGGGUUUAGUGUGAGCUUGUUCCAACAGACUGAUCAGACUCGACCAAUAGAGUCUCAGGAACACAGUUCCAAGGAGUGCUGAUCUAGGAUCAGGUCCCCACCUGGUUACAACAAUCCUAUUCAUGAUGAUCUAACAGGCUAAACUGAUCUAGGAUCAGGUCCCCACCUGGUUACAACAAUCCUAUUCAUUAUGAUCUAACAGGCUAAACUGAUCUAGGAUCAGGUCCCCACCUGGUUACAACAAUCCUGUUCAUUAUGAUCUAACAGGCUAAACUGAUCUAGGAUCAGGUCCCCACCUGGUUACAACAAUCCUAUUCAUGAUGAUCUAACAGGCUAAACUGAUCUAGGAUCAGGUCCCCACCUGGUUACAACAAUCCUGUUCAUUAUGAUCUAACAGGCUAAACUGAUCUAGGAUCAGGUCCCCACCUGGUUACAACAAUCCUAUUCAUUAUGAUCUAACAGGCUAAACUGAUCUAGGAUCAGGUCCCCACCUGGUUACAACAAUCCUGUUCAUUAUGAUCUAACAGGCUAAACUGAUCUAGGAUCAGGUCCCCACCUGGUUACAACAAUCCUAUUCAUGAUGAUCUAACAGGCUAAACUGAUCUGAGAUCAGCGUUCCUGCCCUGAGAGGCUUUGUGGAUACCAGCCCCAGAAUAUUCAGUUUUUUACUCUGAUCCAGUCUAGAUGUUACAGUAUGGUACACUUAGAAAUGGGACAGACACAAAUCUGCAUUUUUAAUCGUAUGUUAUCAUACCUAAAAGACACGCACACCUGGAAUUGUCCUCGACGCAGUGACGUCUUUCUCUGUCCUCGACGCGGUGUCGUCUGUCUCUGUCCUCGACGCAGUGACGUCUCUCUCUGUCCUCGACGCAGUGACGUCUCUCUCUGUCCUCGACGCGGUGUCGUCUGUCUCUGUCCUCGACGCAGUGACGUCUCUCUCUGUCCUCGACGCAGUGUCGUCUGUCUCUGUCCUCGACGCGGUGUCGUCUGUCUCUGUCCUCGACGCAGUGUCGUCUGUCUCUGUCCUCGACGCGGUGUCGUCUGUCUCUGUCCUCGACGCAGUGACGUCUCUCUCUGUCCUCGACGCGGUGACGUCUCUCUCUGUCCUCGACGCGGUGACGUCUCUCUGUGUCCUCGACGCGGUGACGUCUCUCUCUGUCCUCGACGCGGUGUCGUCUGUCUCUGUCCUCGACGCGGUGUCGUCUUUCUCUGUCCUCGACGCGGUGUCGUCUUUCUCUGUCCUCGACGCGGUGUCGUCUGUCUCUGUCCUCGACGCGGUGUCGUCUCUCUCUGUCCUCGACGCGGUGACGUCUUUCUCUGUCCUCGACGCGGUGACGUCUCUUUCUGUCCUCGACGCGGUGUCGUCUGUCUCUGUCCUCGACGCGGUGACGUCUCUCUCUGUCCUCGACGCGGUGUCGUCUCUCUCUGUCCUCGACGCGGUGUCGUCUCUCUCUGUCCUCGACGCGGUGUCGUCUCUCUCUGUCCUCGACGCGGUGACGUCUCUCUCUGUCCUCGACGCGGUGUCGUCUCUCUCUGUCCUCGACGCGGUGUCGUCUCUCUCUGUCCUCGACGCGGUGUCGUCUCUCUCUGUCCUCGACGCGGUGUCGUCUCUCUCUGUCCUCGACGCGGUGACGUCUCUCUCUGUCCUCGACGCGGUGUCGUCUCUCUCUGUCCUCGACGCGGUGUCGUCUCUCUCUGUCCUCGACGCGGUGUCGUCUUUCUCUGUCCUCAACAGUGACGUCUCUCUGUCCUCAACGCGGUGUCGUCUCUCUCUGUCCU